GGUAUGGAUCUCUGGCGUCUGCUCAUGACCUUGGUACUGGCAGGCUCAAGUGAUGCUUUUUCUGGAAGUGAGGCCGCACCAGCUAGCCUUGCCAGAGCGUCCCAGAGUCUGCAAAGAGUUAAUUCAGGCCUAUGGACAAAUUCUUCUGGGAAGCCUAAAUUCACCAAGUGCCGUUCACCUGAACUAGAGACUUUUUCAUGCCACUGGACAGAUGGGGUUCACCGUGGUUUAAAGAGCCCAGGAUCCAUACAGCUGUUCUAUAUUAGAAGGAGCACUCAAGAAUGGACUCAAGAAUGGAAAGAAUGCCCAGAUUAUGUCUCUGCCGGAGAAAACAGCUGUUACUUUAAUUCAUCCUAUACCUCGAUUUGGACACCCUACUGUAUCAAGCUAACUGAAAAUGGUGGUAUGGUGGAUCAAAAGUGUUUCUCUGUUGAGGAAAUAGUGCAACCAGAUCCACCCACUGGCCUCAACUGGACUUUACUGAACAUCAGUUUAACCGGGAUUUAUGCAGAUAUCCAAGUGAGAUGGGAACCACCACCCAAUGCAGAUGUUCAGAAGGGAUGGAUAGUUCUGGAGUAUGAACUUCAGUACAAAGAAGUAAAUGAAACUCAAUGGAAAAUGAUGGCCCCUUUAUUGUCAACGUCAGUUCCAGUGUACUCUUUGAAACUGGAUAAAGAAUAUGAAGUGCGUUUGAGAUCCAGACAACGAAACUCUGAAAAAUAUGGCGAGUUCAGUGAGGUGCUCUCUGUAACACUUCCUCAAAUGAUCCCAUUUGCAUGUGAAGAAGAUUCCCAGUUUCCAUGGUUCUUAAUUAUCAUCUUUGGAAUAUUUGGGCUCACAGUGAUGCUAUUUGUAUUCAUAUUUUCUAAACAGCAAAGGAUUAAGAUGCUGAUUUUGCCCCCAGUUCCAGUUCCAAAGAUUAAAGGAAUUGAUCCAGAUCUCCUCAAGGAAGGAAAAUUAGAGGAAGUGAACACAAUCUUAGCCAUUCAUGAUAACUAUAAACCUGAAUUCCACAACGAUGACUCUUGGGUUGAAUUUAUUGAGCUAGAUAUUGAUGACCCUGAUGAAAAGCCUGAAGGAUCAGAUACAGACAGACUUCUAAGCAAUGACCAUCAGAAAUCACUUAAUAUCCUUGGGGCAAAGGACGAUGACUCUGGUCGUACCAGCUGUUAUGAACCUGACAUUCUGGAGACUGAUUUCAAUGUCAGUGACAUAUGUGACGGUACCGCAGAGGUUGCUCGGCCACAGAGGUUAAAAGGGGAAGCAGAUCUCUUGUGCCUUGACCAGAAGAAUAAAAAUAACUCACGUUCUCAUGAUGCUUCCGCUGCUACUCAUCAGCCUAGUGUUAUCCUAGCAAUGGAAAGCAAACCACAACCAUUUCUCACUGAUGGAACUGAGUCAACUCAUCACACUGCCCAUGCCCAGCCAAGCAAUCCAAGUUCACUGGCAAACAUGGACUUUUAUGCCCAAGUAAGUGACAUCACACCAGCAGGGAGUGUGGUCCUUUCCCCGGGCCAAAAGAAUAAGGCAGGGAUAUCCCAGUGCAACAUGCAUCCAGAAGUGGUCUCACUCUGCCAAGCAAAAUUCAUCAUGGACAACGCCUACUUCUGCGAGGCAGAUGCCAAAAAGUGCAUCACUGUGGCUCCUCACAUGGAAGUUGAAUCACAUGUAGAGCCAAGCUUUAAGCAGGAGGACAUUUACAUCACCACGGAAAGCCUUACCACUACUGCUGGGAGGGCUGGGACAGCAGAGCACGUUCUGAGUUCUGAGAUGCCUGUCCCAGACUACACCUCUAUUCAUAUAGUACAAUCUCCACAGGGCCUGGUACUCAACGCAACUGCCUUACCCUUGCCUUUGCCUGACAAAGAGUUUCUGUCAUCAUGUGGCUAUGUGAGCACAGACCACCUGAACAAAAUCAUGCCGUAGCCUUUCUUUGAUUUCCCAAGAGCUACAUAUUUAAUGGCAAAGAAUUAGCUGGGGCAUGAAUGCUUAAACCAAAACAAUGUCUAAACUUUUUGGGGGUGGGAGUGGGGAUUGGAGGGUGGGGUGAGGAUUCUAAAUGCCUUUUCCUGAAAUGUUGAAACAUGAUAUUAAGAAGAAAAAAUGAGAAGAAUGUUUAAUCAGAUAGAAAUUCCUGUUGUGAAUUGUAAAUAUUUUUAAAGAAUUGUCUCAAAGACUAUUUAGUGGCAGUGAUUGUCUUGUUAUUGUGGGUGUUAAUUUUGUGACAGUAAGCUUUGAAUGGCUAUGUUUUUAAUGUAUAGUAAAUCAUGCUUUUUGAAAAAGCAAAAAAUCAGGUGGAUUUGCAGUUCAGGAAAAUUGAAUGCAAAUCAUAGCACAGGCUAACUUUUUUCUUUUUUAAAUAAUUGGGAACUAAAACUAUAGGUAAGAAGGCAAAAAUACUUUGGAUAUAUAAAACAUUUAUUUUGACAUAAAAUUGAUAAAGAUAUUUUUAAUAAUGUAGACUUCAAGCAUGGCUAUUUUAUAUUACACUACACACUGUGUACUGUAGUUCAUGAUGACCCAUAUGAGGAAUGCAGCAACUACAGUCUAAAACUGGUUUAAUGCUUUGACCAAUGUACCUAAAGAAAAACAAACAAGUUAGUUUUUUACAGUCCCUUUUUAUACCUCUCCAAACUCCUUAAACAAUUCUAAAAUGAUUGUAGUAAACUACAUUAUUGGAACUUACUCAUUUUACCCGAAAUUUUAAACAGAUAUUUGUUAAUUUAGAAAACUUUAAAAUGUUUGCACAAAUCAGCUUACCAUGAGCAAAAAAAAAAAAAAAAAACCCUUUCUUUACCAAAUUUUGGUUCAUGCCAGAUAGCUACAUGCUAACGGAUGUGGAAAUAACAGCUGGUUCAUA
Messenger RNA from Galeopterus variegatus (Sunda flying lemur), 2860 nucleotides. RefSeq names its product growth hormone receptor (gene GHR). The transcript has 9 exons. Bases 4 to 1926 code for a protein of 640 amino acids. Gene Ontology annotation, biological process: positive regulation of peptidyl-tyrosine phosphorylation; cytokine-mediated signaling pathway; positive regulation of receptor signaling pathway via JAK-STAT. The record is from RefSeq and is a predicted model, not a curated record. Lineage: Eukaryota; Metazoa; Chordata; Mammalia; Dermoptera; Cynocephalidae. Gene Ontology annotation, cellular component: external side of plasma membrane; cytosol; growth hormone receptor complex. Gene Ontology annotation, molecular function: growth factor binding; growth hormone receptor activity; peptide hormone binding.